AUGCUCAACAUUCAACUGCCUGAGCACUCGACAAUUAAAAUGGAUACCGGGUCUCCGUCUUCACCAUCCGAAGCUCCGCAAGCUGAUGACCUCGCCGCAUUUUUAGAAAUCGGGUCGCCCUAUGGUUUUAAACAUGACGUGCAUAUUCACUACAACUUUCAAGAAGCAAGAUUUGAGGGCAUUCCGGAUAAUUUUGCCGAUUAUUUGGUCAUAGGAGCGUCGGAACGAGGACGUGCAGAAACGGUUUGGUCUUCAGAAGCAUCAAUGUCUUCGGAAGUGAAAAGCAGACGUCGUUCAAAAAGGACUCGUGCGAGUUCUGCUCCAUCUGAAAGCUUGAGAUUAUCCAGCAUCAUUGGCAACAUUGACAUGAUCAAUAGCAAUGAUCCUGUGCGAAUAAUAAAUCAGCAUUUCAAGCUGUCACACCGACAAGUUCCACGAAUUGCUGUUCCCGGCUACGACGAGCGAAUUCCAGCUGUGCUCGUUAUGAUGCAACAACACUUUGUAGCGAAACAGGGACAUUUGUCCCCUCAUAUCUUCCGCGAGUCUCCCAGUAAAGCGGAACGAGACCAGGCCAUGGUCGACAUCAAUUGCGGAGCCUUUCGAGGAGCACAACACGACGUUCGAGUGCUCGCUGAUCUGAUCAAACUCUGGUUUCGAGAGCUUCCAGAGCCUAUUUUGCACGAAAUUCAUGCUAGUGAAAUGGAACGCUUAGCUUCAGCCAAGAACGUCGACAUUGAAGUAUUGAGCCUGCUAGGAGACCUGGAAUCAAGCAUUAUACUUUGGCUAGCGGAUCUAUUGUCUUUUGUGGCCGACUAUCAAGCGCACAAUCAUAUGGGCGUGGACCAACUCGCUAUCGUCAUUGCACCAAACCUCGUGCGUCUUGAAACUGAAAAUCCCAUGGUUGCUGUCGCUCUGUCAAAGGCUGUUGUUAAUCUUUUUCGAGGGGUAUUGCGAGCUCGCUUUCAACGCCGUCAAGAGUUAAAGUCUACUAGAAUGAUCGAGAACGAUGUCUAG
This is a messenger RNA of Plasmopara halstedii, 1014 nucleotides long. RefSeq names its product domain-containing partial. Gene Ontology annotation, molecular function: GTPase activator activity. The record is from RefSeq and is a predicted model, not a curated record. The transcript has a single exon. The coding region runs from base 1 to 1014 and encodes 337 amino acids. Gene Ontology annotation, biological process: signal transduction. NCBI's taxonomy places the organism in Eukaryota, Oomycota, Peronosporomycetes, Peronosporales, Peronosporaceae.